CUUGCAGUGUAGCUAAUUUCUCAGAUCAGAUGCCUGUUUGUGUUGGUGAAAUUAAUGAUCAGUCUGUUCAAGUACUUAGAGACACGGGAUGCAAUGGUGUUAUAUUGCGUAGGAGUCUUGUCCAUGAUGAUCAACUUACUGGAGACCAUCAAGUGUGUGUUUUGGCGGACGGAUACAAAAUUGAAACCCCUAUCGCAAAGGUGAAUGUUGACACUCCGUAUUUUGUUGGAGAAGUGAAUGCGUGGUGCCUAAAAGCUCCAUUAUACCCUUUGAUUAUCGGAAACAUUCCGCAUGCUAGAGAUCCUCACGAUCCGAACAAGGACUGGAAGCCUAGUGUUGUGAAUGCUGUAGUGACUAGACAACAGAAACGCAUGGAAGGUAAGAAGAUAAAACUUCUUUCUGUUCCAGAAAUAAUAGGAUCUGAAGUUUGUCCAGAGGAUAUGCUGAAAGCACACGAAGAAGACGAGACGCUGAAGAAUCUCAGAGCUUUGGUUGGAAAGGAAACCAACGACAACAGAGUAAAGUACACUUUGAAGAAAGGUAUGCUGUUUCGAGUUUUUCAGUCAGAGAAAGUCGAGAAUGGUAAGCAGUUUACUCAACUAGUUGUUCCUAAGAAGUACAGAAUGAAAGUUUUAUCACUUGCACAUGAGUCUUUAAUGGCAGGUCAUUUAGCUACAUCCAGGACAAUUGAUAAAGUGCUAGCUGAGUUUUAUUGGCCAGGAGUCCAGGCUGACGCAAGACGGUUUUGUCGAUCAUGCGACAUAUGUCAGAGGACUACUCCUAAAGGUAGGACAACUAAAGUUCCAAUGAGUGUUAUGCCGAUCAUAGAUGAGCCAUUCAGACGCGUAGCAGUUGAUCUGGUGGGACCAAUACAGCCAAUGACUGAUAACGAAUCGGAGUUCCGAAAGAGAUGCUGACAGACAUGGGGACACAGUUUACUUCAGAAUUGAUGGGUGAAGUAAGUCGUUUACUUUCGAUGAAACAGUUAUCCACGACACCCUAUCACCCGAUGUGUAACGGCUUGGUGGAGAGAUUUAAUGGUACCCUGAAGCAGAUUCUUCGACGACUGUGUUCAGAGCGGCCAAAAGACUGGGACAAAUACCUGUCAGCAGCACUUUUUGCGUAUCGAGAUGCCCCACAGGAGAGCUUGGGAUUUUCCUCAUUCGAAUUGAUAUACGGACACAGAGUCAGGGGUCCGAUGAGAAUCCUACGAGAGCUUUGGACAAAAGAACAGACGGAUUCUGAGGUGAGAAGUACUUAUCAAUAUGUUGCCGAUCUUAGAGAACGCCUAGAGUCUACUUGUCAGUUAGCCAGAGAGAAUAUAGAGAAGUCAUCCGAACGUUACCGAGCACACUACAACAAGAAGGCUAAAAACAAAGACAUGUCAGUAGGUGAGAAGGUGCUUGUACUUUUACCAACAGAUAGCAACAAAUUGUUAAUGCAAUGGAAAGGUCCUUUUAAGAUAGUGAAGAAAUUGGGGAAAGUUGAUUAUAGAAUAGACAUGAACGGCAAAAUUAAGACAUUCCA
Messenger RNA from Saccostrea cuccullata (small rock oyster), 1527 nucleotides. RefSeq lists its product as uncharacterized. The transcript is spliced from 2 exons. The record is from RefSeq and is a predicted model, not a curated record. NCBI's taxonomy places the organism in Eukaryota, Metazoa, Mollusca, Bivalvia, Ostreida, Ostreidae. The coding region runs from base 30 to 917 and encodes 295 amino acids.